UGUCUGGGAUUGAUAUAUCACAGACAUGGCGUCUCGUGCGCUUGCACACCCUGUGCGCUCCAUCGUUCGCGCUGUUGCAAGGUUUAAUGAGGGCAAUGUGCUCACGAGAUCCGCCUGUGCACCACUCUCUUUCAUUUCAUGCAAUCAGCGGACGAGGUGUACUGAACUAGUGCGGGUUACAGGAACCUCAGUUCAGCUGUGUCGACAUUAUGGGGAUCUUCCACCCCUCACAAUAGAGAGCAUCCAAGACCGUGUUAUGUACGUCCUAAAACUGUACGACAAGAUCAAUCCAGAGAAGCUUCAAACAUCGAUUCAUUUCAUGAAAGAUUUGGGACUGGACAGUUUGGACCAAGUGGAGAUUAUAAUGGCUAUGGAAGAUGAGUUUGGAUUUGAGAUCCCAGAUGCAGAGGCAGAGAAGCUUAUGACUCCUGCAGAGAUCGUACAGUACAUUGCGGAUAAAAAAGAUGUUUAUGAAUAGAGGCAUGUCAUACAGCAAGUAUUGCCUUUCUAUAGAUUGUAGGUAUUGAGGAUUGACUCUGUAUUAAACAAUAUGGACUUUGGAUCAACUGUAUUUGGGCAGUGUCCAGUUUCUCUCAUACUUUUUUUCUGUCUCUGACUUAAGGAGUCAACUGCCUUGUCCUGUGUUGUAUUUAAUGAAAAUGUGGCUAUAAACUCUUGGGAGCUUGAGCUGAAAAUAAAGUGGAGACAAAAUGGUAAUUCAA
This is a messenger RNA of Xyrauchen texanus (razorback sucker), 722 nucleotides long. Its product is annotated as acyl carrier protein, mitochondrial-like. Gene Ontology annotation, molecular function: acyl carrier activity; acyl binding. Gene Ontology annotation, biological process: fatty acid biosynthetic process. The record is from RefSeq and is a predicted model, not a curated record. The transcript is spliced from 5 exons. Gene Ontology annotation, cellular component: mitochondrion. Bases 26 to 478 code for a protein of 150 amino acids. Lineage: Eukaryota; Metazoa; Chordata; Actinopteri; Cypriniformes; Catostomidae.